Molecule: messenger RNA, 6093 nt
Organism: Magallana angulata
Lineage: Eukaryota; Metazoa; Mollusca; Bivalvia; Ostreida; Ostreidae
Exons: 1
Coding region: 1766-3658 (630 amino acids)
Source: RefSeq, a predicted model, not a curated record
ACCAAAAGGGCUCUAAAGUCUGUCUUCCAUAGCACUUUACUGAAAAAUGUUUUGUUAUAUGUUUAGGAAGCAAACAUGUUCAUCUCACAUUUAUUCAACAACAUAUUAUAAUAAUUUUAUCAUGUGUUCCGUAUUAAGGGGUUUUAAUGGGUUUUAAGGGGCCAGAAGUACCAAACUUUGAUAACAUACCUCAAACAGAACAAAUAUUUUAAAAAACAUUAUUUUGAAAAUCAAUAUAGAAUAAAAUGCUGAGAAUGAUGUUCCUAAUAAAAUUCAACCAACAUUUUUUUGUUGUUUCCCCAAUGAGGAGAUAAAGGGUCAAAUAUCAAAGUCAAGGUCAAAUAACCUUCAAAAAAUCGCACGGAAGACCUCCUCGUUGCUCGCAACGAGAUCGUGUCUAGUUAUGAUCAAUUAUUACUCUUUGAUCCGUUUUCUUCCUUCGUGUAGACGGCGGCCGCGUGAAUCUACCCCUUUUGUCACGCAUUUGCAUGGGGGCCGCCAUUUUUCCUUACUAUUAACAUACGGGCUUCUGGCGGGGAAUUCCCAGAUUCCAAAGUUGCGCGAGAUCACCCGAAAUUUGCCGAAGUCAUUAGGUCCAUAAUACCUUAAGUAGUAGAUAGAAAAAAAUUGACGAGAUUAAGUCACAUAGUUAUAUGGACAGAUGUCACAUAAAAUAUCCUUAGAUAUUGUAUAUUUAUGUAGAGUUAAGUAGUAGACAGAAAACAUUGACAAGAUUAAGUCACAUAGUUAUAUGGACAGAUGUCACAUAAAAUAUCCUUAUAGACAUUGUAUAUUUAUGUAGAGUUAAGUAGUAGAUAGAAAACAUUGACGAGAUUAAGUCACAAAUUCUAUGGACACGUGUCACAUAAAAUAUCCAUAGAUAUUGUAUAUUUAUGUAGGGUUAAGUAGUAGAUAGAAAACAUUGACAAGAUUAAGUCACAUAGUUAUAUGGACAAAUGUCACAUAAAAUAUCCUUAGACAUUGUAUAUGUAGGGUUAAGUUAUAGUCACAUAACACCUUGACAGAAAUCACAUAAUAUCCCCUUAAUCAUGUGACAGGAAGGUCUUGGGCAGCCAUGUUGACCAGAGUCAGCUGAAGUGAAAACACGGAUGACGAACUUACCAUUGGAUUUUUAGCAUUUGAUUCAGAUUUUGAAUUUUCACAAGAUUGUUCUUUCUCCUCAGAUUUUUCCCUUGAUGUUCUAGAGCUUUUUAUUAAUGGAAAAAAUUUUCUGUGCUUUUUCUCUGCAGCUGAAUUCACUGCAUGUACAUUUUUUCGUCAUCUAUUGGGAUUUCACUUUUCAAAAUAUGUACUUGAAUAAAUUUUAAGGCCAUUAUUCCACAUCCAUUCAAUGAGGACAAAUUGGUAAAAUACAAAAAGGUAGGGCCAUGGCCACAUUAUUUUACGUCAUCCCUCUCACACAAAACCCAUUGUGAUGUCACAAGGGGGGAUAUCAAGACAAUAUUCAAUGAGGAAUAUCCAUGGGAUAUAGGGGUUAACAUGGGAUAAAGAGAUCUAUGAAUUGCUCCUGUGCAACAUGGACAAGAAUCCCUAAGAUAUUAGGGGUGAAACGAUACGCCUCCUUCAAGAUACGAUACGAAUCAUGUUAUAUCUGAAUCCGGAAUCUAUUGUUCUUAUCAUAUUGGUUUUGUAUGUAACGUGUAACUGCGCAUGAAUUUGUAAAAUAAAGUAGUUCCUGUGUAGCCAUUUUGGUAGUCACACGUGAUUUCCCUGAACCCAACAUAUUGGCGACGAGGAUCGGAGGAUGGCGCUUAUCAUCGGGAAAGUUGGCCCGUUCGACGAGGCGGUCGAGCCGUGGGAGUCUUACACGGAAAGGUUAGGACAAUACUUCAUAGCGAACGACGUACAUAACGAUUUAAAAGUUCCGUCACUUCUUUCCAUAAUUGGGCCUCGCCAUUAUACUCUACUGAAAAAUCUGUGCGCGCCAGUUAAACCGGCUGCUAUGACAUUCGAUGAACUCAUCAAGAAAUUAACAGACCAUUUAAGCCCUCGCCCAUCGGAAAUUGCUGAACGAUUUCGUUUUCAUAAACGAGAGCAAGGCGCAGGGGAAACUGUUACAGUGUACAUAGCGGAGUUACGCCGUUUGGCGAUCCAUUGCGACUUCGGUGACACACUGGAUAAGACAUUAAGAGACAGGUUUGUGUGCGGUUUAAAGCAAGAACAUAUUCAAAAGAAGCUUUUGGCGGACACAAAACUAACGCUCGAACGCGCAAUCCAGACCGCAGUAGCUAUGGAAACAGCAAGUUGUGAUGCACUAGAACUCCAAGGAAAACGGGAGACGGUAUACAAACUUACGGUAAACAAACCGAGAAAUAGCACCUACGGAAAACAGAAAACACACAAAACACCGUUUAAACCUGUGAUGCAGGGGAAGUGCUACCGUUGUGGUGGAGACCACAAAACAAAGACUUGUAAACAUCUGAACACUAAAUGCAGAUAUUGUGACAACCCUGGACACUUAGAAAAAGUUUGUUUUAAGAAACAACGUGACAGUAAUGGUGGAAAAGUCCAUUAUGUUGAUGAAGAAACAAGUGACGACAGUGACGAGUAUGAACAUAGCAGUUACCUGCUGCAUUUCGGCGUGAACAAAGUAUCCGUGGAGCCUAUAAUGGUGACACCGAGGAUCGAGGGUGUGGAAAUCCCUAUGGAACUGGACACAGGUGCGGCAGUCUCGAUCAUAUCCAAAGCAAACGUUGAAACGUAUUUCAAGAAAUACAAUCUUCUUCACACAAACGCAAAGCUGAAAACAUACAGUGGGGAGGAGAUCCAACCAGCUGGAAAAUUAAAAGUGAUGGUUGAACUGAAUAAUCAGAAAGAAACAUUAGACUUACUGGUUGUAAACAAUGAAGGACCAACUCUCAUGGGGAAAAACUGGUUACAGCAGUUGAAGCUCAACUGGAAAGAAAUCAAAUCCAUCAGAUGUGAUGAACAGAACGUGAAAGUGAAAGCUAUCCUAGACAAACACAAGAAAGUGUUCGAACCAGGCAUCGGCAAACUCAAUGACAUGAGAGGGAAACUUACUCUACAGGAUGGCGCCAGCCCGAAAUUUUGCAAAGCGCGUGAAGUUGCGUACUCACUUAGACCACGUGUGGAAGAGGAAUUCGACAGACUACAACAAGCAGGAGUUAUCUCACCUGUGAAAUUCAGCGAUUGGGCUACACCCAUCGUACCCUUACCUAAGGCGAACGGCAAAGUGAGAAUUUGUGGCGAUUACAAGGUGACUCUAAAUCCUGCCAUGAAGAUCGAACAAUAUCCGUUACCGAAAAUAGCAGACAUAUUUGCAUCCUUAGGCGGUGGACAGAAAUUUAGCAAGAUAGACUUGACCCAAGCUUAUCUACAGAUGGAAGUUGAUGAAGUUUCAAGAAAUCUACUCACCAUCAACACCCACAAGGGACUAUUCUGUUUCAAAAGACUUCCGUUUGGGAUCGCGUCAGCACCCGCUAUCUGGCAAAGAGCAAUGGAUCAAGUCCUGACAAACAUUCCGAAAACUAAGUGUAUUUUGGACGACAUGAUCAGAACAGGAUCAACAGAUGAGGAACACUUGCAGAACCUUAGUCUUGUGUUACAGAGACUUGAACAGUAUGGGUUUAGAGCUAACCUGGACAAGUGUCAAUUUUUCAAAGACCAGAUUAGCUAGUGUGGACACGUGAUAGACAAAGCCGGGUUACACAAGUCAAAUGAGAAAACAAACGCUGUUGAAAAUGCACCGACACCCGAAAAUGUGUCCCAAUUACGUUCAUUCUUGGGCUUGGUUAAUUACUACCAUAGGUUCCUGCCGAACCUUGCUACAGUAGUUGGACCGCUCAACGAGUUGCUACAGAACAACAAGAAGUGGACAUGGACAGCCAAAUGUGACGACGCAUUUGCAAAAGUGAAAGAACUGAUCACAUCCGAACAAGUUCUGUGCCAUUAUAAUCCGACAUUACCUGUACGGCUAGCUACUGAUGCAUCACCCUACGGAAUAGGGGCUGUACUCUCACAUGUCAUGGAAGAUGGAACCGAACGUCCCAUUGCGUAUGCUUCUCGCUCGUUGACUAAGGCGGAGAAGGCAUAUUCCCAGAUCGAUAAGGAAGCUUUGAGUAUCUACUGGGGAGUACAGAAAUUUCAUACUUACCUGUACGGACGUCAUUUUACGUUGAUCACAGACCACAAACCACUUGUGAGCAUUUUUCACCCUGAAAAACAGCUACCUGCAAUGACAACUGCUAGAUUGCAGCGCUAUGCUAUAUUUUUAUCGAGCCACAAUUACAGCAUAGAAUACAGAAAUACUGCAAAUCAUGGAAACGCAGAUGGAUUAUCAAGACUACCCUUGUCUGCACCCAGUACCAGUACAGAUGAAGAAACUGAUGCUUGUAAUGUCUUUUAUUCUUCACAGUUUGAAAACUUACCUGUUACUUGUGACACUGUAAGAAAAGAGACACAACGUGAUCCAGUCUUAUCGCAAGUGCUAGACAUUGUCUUACAAGGAACUCGUGACUUUCCUCCUGAGAACGACUUCAAAACAUACAGGAAUAGGAGCAAGGAACUUACUGCUCACCAAAACUGUCUACUUUGGGGAAACAGAGUCGUUAUUCCUGCAACACUUCAAAGUGAAAUAUUGACAGAACUUCAUAAAAGUCACCCAGGAAUCGUCAGAACGAAGAGCUUAGCGAGAUCUUAUGUAUGGUGGCCCACUCUUGACAGCGACAUUGAAGAAAUGUGUCAGCACUGUGUUGAUUGUCAACAAUACUUACCAAAACCCGAGGCAGCUCCUGUACAUCCCUGGGAAUGGACUGGUUCUCCGUGGGAGAGGGUUCAUGUGGACUUUGCUGGACCAUUUAAAGGACAGAUGUACUUCAUUCUGGUAGACUCGCAUUCCAAAUGGCCAGAAGUUGUGCGCAUGUCUUCAACAACAGCAACUGCGACCAUCAACGUCCUUAGAGAUAUCUUCGCACAUCUCGGACUACCGAAAACAUUGGUUUCCGACAAUGGACCGCAAUUUGUUGCUGAUGAAUUCAAGACAUUUUUGCGACAAAAUGGAGUGAAACAUGUGACAUCAUCACCUUAUCACCCCAGGACAAAUGGACUGGCCGAACGUUUCGUGAGGAGUUUCAAAGCAGCCAUGAAGAAAGACAGCAAAAUAACCUCUAAGGAGAUUGACAUUUUCCUCAUGACAUAUAGAGUGACUCCACACGCUACCACAGGAGAGACACCUGCGAAAUUACUUAUGGGGCGAAAUCUUAGAACACGCUUGGACCUACUGAAACCUGACACCAGCAAUAAAGUGCGACAGAAACAGGACAAAAUGAAGCUGUCGAAACACACAGGAUCCAACGUGCGCCAAUUCACCGUUGGAAAAUCCGUGAUGGUUCGAGACUACAGAGGAAGUGUACCAUGGAUUCUUGCUACAGUAACGUCUUGUUUAGGACCACUCACAUACGAGGUGAAGACCAAGGAGGAAGGAGUGUGGCGUCGGCACGUGGACCAGAUGAGAAGAGCUUCAGAAACCUUGACAGAGAAAACUGUACAAGACACAUUAGCCAAAGCAAUUCUGAGCCGAUGGAAACACCUGCAGUACCGUUUACCUACCCUACCGAUUCACCGGAAGUGUCAGAUCGUCCGUCAUCGCGGUUGAAAGUGCCGGACACUCCGAAGACAGACCGCUCCGUCGUCAGCAAAUCUCCUGUUGAACCGAGGCAAGCUGUGCUACAGACGCCUACCGCGGAACGACGGUAUCCAACACGCAUUCGCAAACCAACUGAGCGCCUGAUUACAGUGAUGUGAAUUUGUGUUUUUUAUUUGUGCUGAGGCAUAAUAAUCCUCAUUAAGUUCAUUAUUGUGAAUUCAAAAGUUUGAAGUUUUGAAAAAUUUAGUUAUAUGUUACAUUCAAGAAAUGAACCAAAACAUUUGUGUAUCUGUGGACAUUGAUAUGAAGGGGGGGAGGAUAUGUUAUAUCUGAAUCCGAAAUCUAUUGUUCUUAUCAUAUUGGUUUAGUAUGUAACGUGUAACUGCGCAUGCAUUUGUAAAAUAAAGUAGUUCCUGUGUAGCCAUUUUGGUAGUCACACGUGUUUUCCCUGAACCCAACAAAUCAGA